This is a messenger RNA of Galleria mellonella (greater wax moth), 2853 nucleotides long. RefSeq lists its product as uncharacterized. NCBI's taxonomy places the organism in Eukaryota, Metazoa, Arthropoda, Insecta, Lepidoptera, Pyralidae. The record is from RefSeq and is a predicted model, not a curated record.
AGACAAACCUAUAAAAUAACAUUAUAGUUGAUUACGUACUAUUAUUUUAAAUAUCUGUGAUUAUCUAGUACUUAAUACUUAGUUAGUGAGUGACAGCCGCUGCUCCAUCAUUGGGUCUAUCUGACCUUCAAAUCGGUAUAUGUACUGGUGAACAAUAUGGGUAGGUAAUCAUUAACUUAAGUGUUCCAUACCAUUUGACACUUCACAAAUGUUAUAAAGUGUCUAGGCACUUAACGACAGUGGACUAAUGUCUUGAAUCGAUCGACUGAUUAAUUGAUUUUUGACGAGCUAACACUACGAUUUAUUAACCUACAGGAAUUAUUUAUUUAUUGCACUUUAAAACUGUUAAAUAAUUAUUAUGGUACAUGUUACUAAUUUGACAACUAAACAAAUUUUUUUUGUUAUUUUUCAACCCAUGUACCUACAGUCGCAUGCGCGUGUUCACGGGCGUUAGAUGUGUUUUUUGAUACGCGAAAUACUUCCGCAAAAAUGUCGUGUACUGUGAAAUGUGCUACCUGUAAUAUUGUAAUUGAUGAGCUUCUGUCUUACAUACAGAACAAAAUAUCGAUAGCUGAUGAAGAAAGCUUAGUAAAAAUCUGUGCAUCAUCGUUUACAAGUGAACAAGUUCAAAAGUCACAUACGUUACUAUUUGAAUCAGUGUCUUCAGAGUUACGAAGAAUCGCACGUAAAGGAAAAGGAAAGGGAGAUCGUCUGUUGUACAACAUACUCAGCUUCUUCAAAGUCACAGAUCCUGAUAUGCUGCCUAUAUUUGUUGCUCGUGACCUUGAAAAACUGCCACCUAUCACCUGGGAUCAUUUGGACGUAUCUAAAGUCCUGAAAGACCUAUUGAUAGUACAGUCUGAAAUUAAAACAAUUAAAUCAUCGUAUGCAACUGUUAAGCAGCUAGAAGAAGUUAAAAAGGAGUGCUAUAAUUUAAAAACCGUUUCGCCACCAUUCUCUGCCGCUAAGAUUAACAUAAAAAGAGGUGCUUAUCGUGACAGCGGCCCUAUAGCUUUAUCGGUUAUGGAUGAGUCUACUAUAAGUAAUCAUGAAGAUGAAUCCAGUGGUGAAAUGUCUUCUACACGGGAUAAUAAUUUACAUUAUAGAAAUAUAAAUAUAAACACAAAUUAUCCGGAGGGUAGUAGUGAUACACUUAUCGAUGCAACGUUCCAUCAAACGUUUGAAACUGAAAAUAGCCGUGUAACCGACAAUACGAAACGCGAUGAGUCAUUGUUGACAUGUAACCGGCAGUCCACGCAGCCAACGGUCGGCAAAGUAGGUACAACACUUGUUGAAUCUUAUGCAGGUGCCGUAAGGUCUAAUAAUGAAUGGACAAUCGUCGAGAAGAAAAGAAAAAAAAAUAGACGCAUUGAAAGAAAAUUAGGGACAGUUGUAAUCGGAACAGAUGAGAUGUUUAGAGCUGCUGAGAGAAAAAUACCACUGUUUAUUACUAAUGUGCAUAAAAAUACGUCAGAAUCAGAUAUCGUUCGAUACAUUUGUAAGAUGACACAAGAAACAGUGGCAUUAGAGAAAAUAUCCAUUAAGCGUCAAUGUGAUUACAAUGCAUUCAAAUUCUUUGUAGCACAAAACAAAGUCUCGUUGUUUUUGGAUGAGAAUAUAUGGCCAGAAGGGAUAAUUUUUCGACGGUUUAUUAAUUUUAAACUAAAAAAAUCGACUGGAAACGCACAUAUUUCCAUUGACGGCAUUACACACCAAAAUUAUGGAUAGUGGGAUCUACAACUUUGUUACCUUCAAUUGUAAGAAUGUGAAGCGCUCUGUAGAAGGGAUACGGGAAUUAUGUAAAAGAUCGGAUAUCAUAGCCCUGCAAGAAACGUGGUUGUUGCCGAGUGACCUAUCAUAUUUGUGCAGCAUAGAUUGCGAGUUUACCUCUACGGGAACGUCGGCGAUCGAUACAACGGAGGAAAUACUGCGCGGGCGACCGCACGGUGGUGUCGCGAUCCUCUGACGGCACAGUGUAUUUUCCAAUGUUGUAGUAGUGCCAUGUGAUAAUCCCCGCAUAUGUGCGAUAAGAAUAAUGUUAAAAGGGCGGUCAAUCCUAGUGAUGAGUGUCUACAUGCCUACCGAUAUGUCUACAAACUUAGUGGAAUUUACGGACAUUCUCGGCUCGGUAAGUGCAAUCAUAGACAGUAAUAAUGUGGAUUGUGUUUAUAUUAUGGGCGAUUUCAAUGCUCAUCCCACAGAAUCAUUCUUUAAGGAAUUAUCUAUAUUUUGUGAGGAACAGGAAUGGACUUCUAUAGAUAUAGAAAUGUUGAAGGGUUCAUCGAACUGUUUUACGUUUGUGAGUGAAGCUCAUGGGUCGCAGCGGUGGCUAGAUCAUUGUAUAGUAUCGAAAGCGGCUGUGUCCUCUGUACGUAGAGUGCACAUACAAUAUGACAUACUCUGGUCAGACCAUUUUCCGCUGAUUCUUGAGUGUAAUUUAGACGUAGUUCCACCUAAGAUAGAAGAAGUAAAAUGUGAACGUAACAAUGUUUUGUGGGGUGACAGAGGCAUAGAACAAAUCGACUCAUAUUAUAAUGAGUGUCAUUCUCAUUUCAAACUUCUUAAGUUUCCAUCCGAGUUCCAUAACUGUGCCGAUCAGACUUGUAAUGUUAUACAACAUAGACAGGUCAUUGAUAAGUUGUAUAAUGAUAUAAUAAAUGUACUAAAGAGAGCGGCUGUAGCUAGUAGAAAUAACACACAUUGUAAGCGUAAGAAAAAGAAAAUUGUAAUAGGUUGGAAUAAACAUGUUAAUGAGGCACACAGGAAUGCCAGGCAGAAAUUUCAUGUUUGGUGUGAUUAUGGUAAACCUAGAGUUGGCUCCAUCUAUAAUGAUAUGUGUGAGGCUAGAAGAUA